This is a messenger RNA of Penicillium argentinense, 582 nucleotides long. It is a transcript of the gene gup1, whose product is annotated as glucosamine 6-phosphate N-acetyltransferase. The record is from RefSeq and is a predicted model, not a curated record. The transcript is spliced from 2 exons. Gene Ontology annotation, molecular function: glucosamine 6-phosphate N-acetyltransferase activity; monosaccharide binding. Gene Ontology annotation, cellular component: Golgi apparatus; endoplasmic reticulum-Golgi intermediate compartment; endoplasmic reticulum. NCBI's taxonomy places the organism in Eukaryota, Fungi, Ascomycota, Eurotiomycetes, Eurotiales, Aspergillaceae. Gene Ontology annotation, biological process: UDP-N-acetylglucosamine biosynthetic process. Bases 1 to 582 code for a protein of 193 amino acids.
AUGUCUGCCCCAGUCACAACCACCACCACCAUCUCCGAAACCAAGCCUACCAUGAGCUCCACCGUCACACCCGUCGUCGAAGAGACCGACGGCCCCCUCUUCCCAGCAACCCUCAUCUCCCCCGAAGUGAUCGCCCUCCUGCCAACAGACUACACCAUCCGUCCGCUCCGUCGAUCCGACUACAAGCGCGGCUACCUGGAUGUCCUGCGUGUCCUGACGACCGUCGGCGAAAUCAGCGAGGACAUGUGGAACCAGCGCUAUGACUGGAUCGCUUCCCGCAACGACGAGUACUACAUGCUGGUUGUGUGCGAUGGUGCGGACCGUGUCGUCGGUACCGGUAGCUUGAUUGUUGAGCGCAAGUUCAUCCACACGCUCGGUUUGGUCGGUCAUAUUGAGGAUAUCGCUGUUGAGCAGGGUCAGCAGGGGAAGAAGCUUGGUCUGCGCAUCAUUCAGGCGCUGGAUUAUGUUGCUGCUCAAGUUGGCUGCUAUAAGAGUAUUCUUGACUGCUCCGAGGUCAACGAGGGCUUCUAUAUCAAGUGCGGCUUCAAGCGCGCCGGUCUGGAAAUGGCUCACUACUACUGA